Messenger RNA from Paramecium primaurelia, 549 nucleotides. NCBI's taxonomy places the organism in Eukaryota, Ciliophora, Oligohymenophorea, Peniculida, Parameciidae. The record is from the annotation of a GenBank genome assembly.
AAUGAAUGAAAAUAAAGAAAUGAUUCAACAUGACUAUUAGACACAACUCAAAGAUUUCUAUGAACAAACCCAAGAGAUUGUCAGUUAAAUCUAAUAAGGAAUUCGAAUUAAGAAAGUAAAAGAUUUUAUUUCAUAUUCAAAGGAGAUACCCAAUCAAAUCAAUAAUUUAAUGACACAAUUAAAACCUAUUUUGGAAUCUAUCUCUUAGAAUGGUGAAAUUCAAAAAUAUAACUGGCUCCAUUUGAGAUCUCUUAUUGUCAUUACAACAAGAAAUAUGUUAUUAAAUAUGCAAAAGCUUUUCCCAUAUGAAAAGACUGCUCAAACUGAAGGCUUUGAAGAUGAAUUAGAUAUAGUACUUCAAUUCCUUUGUGUUUUUGAAUAAAAGUAUAUUAUUUUUCAUCUAUUAUACUAGGCCACCUUUUACUUUGUAACGAAUAUGUGAAUUGUUAAUUGAUCCCUAGAAACAUUACAAAUCAUCUAAGAAAAUAUUAUUCGCAAUGGAGAAAUUAGUAAAUGUAAGUACAUGAUAUAUAAUUCUAAUAUUUUAUU